Molecule: messenger RNA, 1584 nt
Organism: Solanum pennellii
Lineage: Eukaryota; Viridiplantae; Streptophyta; Magnoliopsida; Solanales; Solanaceae
Product: eukaryotic initiation factor 4A-2-like
Exons: 5
Coding region: 23-1264 (413 amino acids)
Biological process (GO): cytoplasmic translational initiation
Cellular component (GO): cytoplasmic stress granule
Molecular function (GO): ATP binding; RNA helicase activity; translation initiation factor activity
Source: RefSeq, a predicted model, not a curated record
CUUUUACUCUUCUUUAUCAGUCAUGGCUGGCUUGGCACCUGAAGGUUCUCAAUUUGAUGCUCGUCAAUUUGAUGCUAAAAUGACAGAGCUGCUUGGGACUGAACAGCAGGAGUUCUUUACAUCAUAUGAUGAGGUUCAUGACAGUUUCGAUGCCAUGGGUUUGCAAGAAAAUCUUCUUAGGGGCAUCUAUGCCUAUGGUUUUGAGAAGCCAUCUGCUAUCCAGCAAAGGGGUAUUGUUCCUUUCUGCAAGGGUCUUGAUGUGAUCCAACAGGCACAAUCUGGUACAGGAAAGACAGCAACUUUCUGCUCUGGGAUUCUCCAGCAGCUUGAUUACAGCUUAGUCGAAUGUCAGGCUCUGGUUCUGGCUCCAACCCGUGAGCUUGCCCAACAGAUUGAGAAGGUUAUGCGAGCACUUGGUGACUAUCUUGGUGUGAAGGUUCAUGCCUGUGUAGGAGGUACCAGUGUCCGUGAGGAUCAGCGUAUCCUUCAAAGUGGUGUUCAUGUGGUUGUUGGUACUCCUGGUCGUGUAUUUGAUAUGUUGCGUAGGCAGUCUCUUCGCCCUGACCACAUCAAGAUGUUUGUUCUGGAUGAAGCUGAUGAAAUGCUCUCAAGAGGUUUCAAGGAUCAGAUUUAUGAUAUUUUCCAAUUGCUGCCACCAAAGAUUCAAGUUGGUGUUUUCUCUGCUACAAUGCCACCAGAGGCUCUUGAAAUUACUAGGAAGUUCAUGAACAAGCCUGUGAGGAUCCUUGUGAAGCGUGAUGAGCUCACUCUUGAAGGUAUCAAGCAAUUUUAUGUCAAUGUUGACAAGGAAGAGUGGAAGCUUGAAACUCUUUGCGAUCUUUAUGAGACCUUAGCCAUCACCCAGAGUGUCAUCUUUGUGAACACCAGGCGUAAGGUUGAUUGGCUCACUGAUAAGAUGCGCAGCCGUGAUCACACAGUAUCUGCCACUCAUGGAGACAUGGACCAGAACACUAGAGAUAUCAUUAUGCGAGAGUUCCGAUCUGGAUCAUCUCGUGUGCUCAUCACUACUGAUCUUCUGGCACGUGGUAUUGAUGUGCAGCAAGUAUCCCUUGUGAUUAACUAUGACCUGCCUACUCAGCCAGAAAACUACUUGCAUCGUAUUGGUCGUAGUGGACGAUUUGGAAGGAAGGGUGUAGCUAUCAAUUUUGUCACAAAGGAUGAUGAAAGGAUGCUUUUUGACAUUCAGAAGUUUUACAAUGUUGUAAUUGAGGAGCUGCCAGCCAAUGUGGCCGAUCUUCUUUGAGGUGGUUUUGGUUCUGUGAGGUGAAUUUUUCGUUAUAUUAAGUAAUUUAAUAUUUUAUUGUUAGGUUAGUUAGAACCGCAGUGGACUAAAACUUGGAAACUGCAGUUUCUGUGAUUCGCCGUGGGAAUUGUAGUUUUCCAAUUUGGUUGGACUUAUUUACAAAUUUUGUUGGUUUGUCAUUUUGUAUUGUAAGUCCACAACAACUUCAGGUUUUGGAUGUCUUUGAAUUUAGUAUAUUUCAUUUUAAUCCUUGGCCUUUUUUUUUCGUUUUGUUGUAUGGGAACGCUUGUGACGACAAUAUGUUCAUCUGUAUUGUGUGA